Molecule: messenger RNA, 1377 nt
Organism: Trichophyton benhamiae CBS 112371
Lineage: Eukaryota; Fungi; Ascomycota; Eurotiomycetes; Onygenales; Arthrodermataceae
Exons: 1
Coding region: 1-1377 (458 amino acids)
Biological process (GO): clathrin-dependent endocytosis; intracellular protein transport
Cellular component (GO): AP-2 adaptor complex; cytoplasmic vesicle
Molecular function (GO): clathrin-cargo adaptor activity
Source: RefSeq, a predicted model, not a curated record
AUGCUGUCCGGGAUCCUCAUCUUCAACCAGAAGGGCGAAAAUCUUAUAUUUCGCUCUUUUCGCAACGACUGUCGACCACGACUCGCAGACAUCUUCCGCAUCCAGGUGAUAUCGAAUGCGCAGGUCCGAUCUCCCAUAUUGACGCUCGGCUCAACGACGUUCAGCCAUGUCAAACAUGAGAAUAUAUAUCUGGUCGCAGUUACGAAGAGCAACGCGAAUGCCGCGCUCGUGUUUGAAUUCUUGUACAAAUUAAUAAUGCUGGGGAAGGGGUACUUUGGCAAGUUUGACGAGGAAGCAGUCAAGAAUAAUUUUGUGUUGAUUUAUGAAUUGCUGGACGGUAAGCUAUGUGCCUGGCAUGGUAUACUUGGACUGAAAUGUACAAAAAUACUAACUCCGGCCUUGUGUUUAGAAAUCCUCGACUUUGGAUACCCGCAGAACACCGAGACGGAUACGCUGAAGAUGUAUAUAACUACCGAAGGAGUGAAGUCUUCCAUCGUUAACUCGGCCACCGAUUCGAGUCGUAUUACCAUGCAAGCAACCGGCGCAUUAUCGUGGCGACGAUCAGAUAUUAAGUACCGAAAGAACGAGGCUUUUGUCGACGUGAUUGAGGAUGUUAACCUUUUAAUGUCUGCCACCGGAACCGUGCUACGGGCGGACGUGAAUGGACACAUAGUCAUGCGAACAUAUCUCAGCGGAACGCCAGAAUGCAAGUUUGGCCUUAAUGAUCGGCUCUUGCUAGAUAACGAUGAUGCCAAUGGUGUGCCCGGGAAACCAAGGACAACGCGGGCUGCGGCGGGCAGCGUUACCCUUGAAGACUGCCAGUUUCAUCAAUGCGUUAAGCUAGGCCAGUUUGAUGCUGACCGAAUCAUCUCUUUCAUCCCACCCGAUGGCGAAUUUGAGCUGAUGAGAUACCGGGCAACUGAAAACGUGAACCUGCCUUUUAAGGUCCAUCCUAUUGUCCGUGAAGUAGGUACCACAAAAGUCGAAUACAGCAUUGCUAUAAAGGCAAACUAUGGCCCAAAAUUAUUUGCUACCAAUGUCGUUGUCCGGAUACCUACCCCACUUAACACAGCUAAGAUCACGGAGCGGACAACCCAGGGAAGGGCCAAGUAUGAACCGGAACAUAACAAUAUCGUCUGGAAAAUAGCGAGGUUUUCCGGUCAGAGUGAAUUUGUCCUUACGGCCGAAGCUACCUUGACCUCCAUGACCCAGCAAAAGACCUGGAGCCGGCCGCCUCUCAGCCUUGCCUUCAGCUUGCUUAUGUUCACGAGCAGUGGGUUGUUGGUGCGCUAUCUGAAGGUAUUUGAAAAGGGGAACUACAGCAGCGUGAAAUGGGUGCGAUAUAUGACACGUGCUGGAAGUUAUGAAAUACGGUAA